CCAAAACAGCUCACCACGGCACGGACAUCAUCCUGAUCCCGGGAAUAGAGAAAUAGCAGGGACAUAGGACGGGACGGAGAGAGAGAGAUUCCCCUGAAGAGAGAAAGGCCUCAACAUCAGCAACAUCCUACUUCGUUUUUUCUCCACAAGCUUGGACUGGGGAGCGCGCCCACCGUGUUGCGGGUGUAUGUGUGUGCGUUUGGAUCACGAUGAUGCAAAGUGCGGCGGUCCUACCGACAGAGAGUCCUGUAAAGAGUUUACCGGAGAUUCUCGGCGUGCCACUACAACAGAUCCCUCAGUGUGCAGGCUGUAGUCAGCACAUCCUGGAUAAGUUCAUCCUGAAGGUGCUGGACAGGCACUGGCACUCCAAGUGCCUCAAGUGCGCCGACUGUCAGACUCCGCUGGCGGACAAAUGUUUCUCCCGAGCAGGAAGCGUUUACUGCAAGGAGGAUUUCUUCAAGCGUUUUGGAACAAAAUGUGCAUCAUGCCAACAGGGAAUUCCUCCAACACAAGUUGUGCGGAAGGCACAGGACUUUGUGUAUCACCUGCAUUGCUUUGCCUGCAUAAUGUGCAGCCGACAGCUGGCCACUGGGGAUGAGUUUUACCUCAUGGAGGAUGGGAGGCUGGUGUGCAAGGUGGAUUAUGAGACAGCAAAACAAAACGAUGAUUCGGAGACAGGGACCAAGCGGCCGAGGACCACCAUCACCGCCAAGCAGCUGGAGACCCUCAAAAGUGCCUACAAAAACUCGCCAAAGCCGGCACGUCAUGUCAGAGAGCAGCUUUCCUCUGAGACGGGGCUGGACAUGAGAGUAGUGCAGGUUUGGUUCCAGAACAGACGAGCGAAGGAAAAGCGCCUGAAGAAGGAUGCGGGUCGGCAUCGCUGGACUCAGUUUUAUAAAAGUGUCAAACGCAGCCGAGGGGAGACGAAAGUGGAGAAGGAAAGCUCAGCUGAUGACGCAGGACUCAGUGACAGUGAACUGAGCUUCAGAGAGGACCAAGUCCUGUCAGAGCUUGGCCACACCAACGGGCUUUAUGGGAGCAUGGGAGACGUAACUAACAGCGCGGUGCUGAAUGGUGGCUUCUCUGUGGAUGCAGCAGGACAACCCUACCAUGACAUCCGAGCAGCAAGCCCCUACGGCCUCCCUCAGUCGCCCUCCUCCAUCGCCUCGCUGCCUGGCCACACCCCUCUCCUCAACAACCUGGGCUUCAACAUGGACGGUCUGGUGGCGCAAGGAGGACCAGGUGGGAUCGGACAGGCUCUGAGAGCCAUGGCGGGGGGGCCCACCUCAGAUCUGUCUACAGGCAGCAGUACGGGAUACCCAGACUUCCCCACCAGCCCCGCCUCAUGGCUGGACGAGAUGGACCAUUCCCAGUUUUGAGUUACAAACAUAGUAGAAGAUCUUUGUGGGGACAUGGCAAAACAGACUCACGAGGCUUUUUACAUUUCUUUUUAUCACCCUCCAAGACUGGUAUGUUUUAUGGUGCUGGGUGAAGAGCAUAAGGAUGAGAAGAAGUACCGCUCUCAGCCAUUGUAACGGCGAGGCAACAUACAGGUUGAGGUGUUUAGCCUGGAGAAAAACAGUCAAGAACACGUCCAUGCCACUGAACUUCCGAUCACAACACUAUCAUACAAUUUUUUAUUAUCACCUCACUUUAUUUUGUUCUUCAUUCGCUGAAAACGAGACUGGAUUUCCAAUAUGUCAGAGGAUUACGCUCACAAGGGAGGCAACAUUGUGUUGUCCUUGUCCAUCCUUGUCUAACAGCUACAACAUUAGGGCUAAAGUCUAGAUCAAAGUCCCUAUGAGACCCAAGAGGCACCUGCAUGCUUCUGAUUGAAAAUGAAUAGGACUGCUGUCUGGCCAUAUCACAGCUUUUACAUUGGCAAUGCACUUUACUCUCCUCUUCUUUUUCUACACACAGGGACAGGAAUGCAGAGGAAAGGGAUAGAAAAAGGAUGAGAGACAUAUGCACAAGGCUAAAACACAGUGUUUCAUUGGGAGAGAAAUUUAUAAGAACAGUGGCACAAGUGUGAAUUUUGAACCAUGCAAAUGUUUUUAAUGUAUUGCUGACGCUUACAAGUUAUUAAGAAGUAGAUGGUCAUUGGUUUGUCUGUCCAUUUGUCCUUAGAAGCUGAUGUCUCUUCUGUUUGCUACACAGCAGGUCUCUCUUCUAUGUUUAUAGGUGCUUGACUUGUUCUUGUCUGUGUAAAACUUGUCUGAGAGCAGACAUUUGUCAGUGUUAAAUUAUCUGUUUCCAGACUCACCAGGACCUAAAGUUUAUGUGUUGGAACAGUCUGAAUGUUUAGGGUUUGGAGAAAUUCUGGUGAUAUAUCACACAACAGUUUUUUUAAUGUAUUCUGUUGAAUGCACAGAUGUAUGACAAGGAGAUAUGCAGAGUUCUUUGUAGAUAUUAUUGAGCAAAUGAAAUGCAGAACACUGAUAUUCAAAACACCAGGAAGUAUUAGCAGGAACCCUGACACAAAAAAAAUCCCCUCUGUGUCAGGUGUUUGUGUUUCCUCGGUCUGAUCUAGGCUUCUCUUGGUAAUCUACUCAGCCCAGCAGAGCUCUAGCUUUGCCCGCUAUCAACCUAUGUACUGGCCCCAGAUGUGUUGUCAGCCUGUUCUCCCACAGCCUGGCCUCCAUGUCAGAGGGAUUACCACACAUACAGAGCUGAUACUCAACUGUAUAAUGAGGAACUGCUGGGCUGAUGUGUUUCUUAUAGCCACAUCAGCUGCAUCUUAAAGCCCUGACAACAACUGAGAAAAAUAGACCCCUGAUUCUGAUACUAUUGAAAUGCAGAGCAGCUAAUAGUUCUGCCUAAUGAGCAUCUCAAAACCAAUGGUUGUCUUGGGAAGGUUUGCUUAAAAACACACUGCUGGGGAUCAUAUCUUCACUCCUGUUUCUGCUUGUCUGUUGAAGAAAAGAAAUCAAAGCCUUAUCUAUGUGGCCACUUUUUUUUUUUUCAAAAAUAAAAAAUAAAAAAAUUGCCAAGUCCUCUUCUACCAGAGCAUCCUAUUGAAGAGCCAGAAAGCAAAUCAGUAAACAGAAAGUUAAAUCUAGACACUUUUGAAAACUUUAGAUUACAGCCCACACAUUAUUGUAUAACUGUGUUAUGUACUGAAUCAAUGAAAUCCUUACUGUGUAACUGCACUAGGUUUAAUGUGUAUGUAUAGACAAAGGAGGCAAGAGGUUAAGGAAUAAAGGGGUAACAACUGUGUGUAUACAAAGGACUUGUACUACUUAAAUUACAUUUUUUAAAUCACUGAGUAAUUCAGUAAUAAGUUUCAAAUAAGUACAAUAAUUUCAUCACUGAUAACAAAGAAAAGGGAAAAUAGUGUUUAUAUUUCACAUGUAUGACAUUAAUAGUGGUAUAAUUCAAUUUAAAAUUAAAAUAAGUUUGGGAAUCAACAGUAUAAAAGGGAAUAAAACAUGAAUUUUAAAAUGUCCCGUAUGCACUCUAUGAUUAUUUCAUUUGUGCCAGGUAAUAUAAAAAGACAUCUUGCUUAAUUUCAAAUUUGUGAAUCUCUUAUUCCCUGUAUUCUCUCUGUGUACAUUCUGUGCCAGUAGCUACGCAGUAAGUGUUUCCUUGAUACCUUAAUAUUUACAGUAUGAUGUAAACUGCAGGCUGUAAUCUAUAGUAUUAAGUGGGAAUCAUAUACAAACACAUUACCACUACAGUUUUAAGUCUGUGUUGCCUCAGAAAUUGCAUUUUAAUUGUUGUAAAUUUUGUACAGUUUGAAAAUGUGUUGAUUGUCUUGUUUCAUGAGCGCUAUUUAUUAUUGCCAUGUGUCUUUGAAAAAGAUGUAAAAGAGAGCACUGACUUUAUUCAUUUAUGCCUUCUGUGUAAUGGUAUGAACUGUGUACAGUCAAAUCUAUAUGAGGAAAA
Messenger RNA from Monopterus albus (swamp eel), 3885 nucleotides. RefSeq names its product LIM homeobox 4 (gene lhx4). The record is from RefSeq and is a predicted model, not a curated record. The transcript has 6 exons. Gene Ontology annotation, molecular function: RNA polymerase II transcription regulatory region sequence-specific DNA binding; DNA-binding transcription factor activity, RNA polymerase II-specific; zinc ion binding. Gene Ontology annotation, cellular component: nucleus. The coding region runs from base 210 to 1379 and encodes 389 amino acids. NCBI's taxonomy places the organism in Eukaryota, Metazoa, Chordata, Actinopteri, Synbranchiformes, Synbranchidae. Gene Ontology annotation, biological process: regulation of transcription by RNA polymerase II; neuron differentiation.